This is a messenger RNA of Protopterus annectens (West African lungfish), 11656 nucleotides long. It is a transcript of the gene SETX, whose product is annotated as senataxin. Lineage: Eukaryota; Metazoa; Chordata; Ceratodontiformes; Protopteridae. Gene Ontology annotation, biological process: termination of RNA polymerase II transcription. Gene Ontology annotation, molecular function: helicase activity; transcription termination site sequence-specific DNA binding. Bases 429 to 8822 code for a protein of 2797 amino acids. The transcript is spliced from 26 exons. Gene Ontology annotation, cellular component: nuclear body. The record is from RefSeq and is a predicted model, not a curated record.
UCAAAGGCUUGAGAUCCAGGUGUGAUUUUGGUAAUACCCCAGUACUUCAGAUCCUGGUGUUGGCUGUGCUGAAUUUAUCGUAUUUUCAUUUCAGGAAUAGUUCCAGGAUUAAACCUCUAAUCCCUGAAAAUGAUCUCACGGUCAUUAUUUGUGUAUCGUUACCUACCUUUUCCGAUUGCUGUAAUGUUUGGGGCUGUCAGAUUCUGACCUGGAAUGUUUGCAACAUGUUCAGGACUACGCAGCAAGGGUUCCUGUGCUGAAGUUACAUUCGUUUUCUUUUGCAGCAAAGUCUGCUUUUUAAAGUCUUGAAUUUGACUUACUGAACCUUUCAUAAUUUUGACCUUAGUUCAGAGGCUGUCAGUGUCAAUCUCCCAGGGAGGAACUACUCUUUGUUCCCAGGGUGCAUAGAAACAAAUGGCUCGAGAAGGAUGAGCACAUGUCGCUGGUGUACUCCUGGUGGGGCUUCCACCUUACUUUUUCUACAGAGUUACAGCUCCAAAGCCUUGUCUCAGGAAGAGCAUGAUGCAGCCAAUGAAGACCUCUGUUACUGUUUAGAAUGUGUGAUAGAAUAUCACAAGGCAAGAGAUGCUCUGCCAUUAGUACCCAAGGCUUUACAGGAACUAGAAGCAUCCCGCCUCAUUAACCACUUUGAGAAAGCCUUAAAUCAGGAAGUUUGUGAUGAAGAUGAAUUAAUCUUGGUUGAAGAUGAACAAGAAAUACAGUUACGUGGAUAUACAGGACCAGAGUUUGAGAAUAAUCUACGUGUUCCACUGCUGGAAAUUCUCAAGUACCCAUAUUUAUUGCUGCAUAAGGGAGUUGGAGAGCUAUGCGUUGAGUCUUUGUGCAAGAUGGAGCAAGGGAACUACUCCUUUCAGGUCUUUGACAAGCAUCCUGGAAUCUAUCUAUUUUUAGUUCAUCCCAAUGAAAUGAUCCGAAGAUGGGCAAUCUCAACAGCCAGGUCUCUGGGAAAAGUGGACAGGGAUGAUUACUAUGAACUUCAGGAAGUAUUCAAUUGCUUGUUUAAAGUUAUAGAGCUGGACCUGUUUGAGAAUGCUGAUAUUUAUUUGUCCUCUGGUACUGAAGGUGAAAAGCUGAAUCUUUUGCCACCACACCUUUAUGAUUCAAGUAAUUACAAGAACUACUGGCUGGGUAUCUGUAUGCUUCUGACAAUAUUGGAGGACCAAGCCUUGGAUUCCUUGAUUCUAGGCCCUGACAAACAAACAGAUCUUUUAAAUGCAAUAUUGAACACCAUGGAUAAAUAUGUGGAAGAUGAAAGUAAUGAUCCCUUUUGGCCUGCACUGCAGUGUUUUAUGGUGAUUUUGGAUCGACUUGGAUCCAAGGUUUGGGGGCAGGCUGUUGAUCCCACGCAGGCAUUUCAGACCAUAAUUGGGAGUCGAAGUUACAAUAAAGAAAUUGAAACCAUCCGGAACACUCUUGAAAGAAAGAAGAUUAAGAUGGAACCAGAUUCAGACUGCGCUGAUGACAUGGUGUCUUGCAGUCAAAUGGUAUAUGAAUGCAGCACAAAGAAGCCAAACAAGGAUACUGGUUGGAAGAAUGCUAUUUGCCCUGACUAUUGUCCUAACAUGUAUGAAGAAAUGCAGACCCUGGUUAAUCUACUACAGUCUGAUGCUGGCCAAGACAUGAGAGUUCACAACAGUACUUUUCUUUGGUUUAUCCCAUACGUUCAGUCUGUUAUUGAUCUCAAGGAGUUGGGUGUGGCUUACAUAGGUGAAGUCAUUCAUCAUUUGUAUUCUGAAAUCAAGGAUGUCCUUGACAAGAAAGUUCAGUUUUGUGAUAAGGUCACCGAAUUCUUCAUUUUGAUAUUAGUAUCCAUAAUUGAACUUCAUCGAAAUAAAAACUGUGUGCAGUUACUUUGGUUUAGCUCCCAAAAAUGGGUAGAAGCAUUGGUGAAAUGUGUGAAACUUCCUGCUAAAUUGUUCAGCAGAAACUCUGACAAGGCAAGUAGAAGUGGUUCCAAAAUAACUCCCAGUGCACUAGUCACAUCGACAUCUGCGCAUCCGCAGGUUAACAACACUGUUCAACAUGCUUGUGUACAGCUAAUUCGUAGCUUUCUUAGGGAAGGGUUUCAGUUGGGACUACAAAUCUCUUGUCAAAAAUUUCUUGACCAACUCAACAAACAGCUGAGAAGUACAUUUAUAUUAGGCUGGCAGCUUGACCGUACUGAAACCCAAGAUCUCCAAGCUUGCUUAAAACAGAUAGUUAAAAGUAUAAAAGACCGAAACAAAAGCACUAGUCCACGUGUGAAGAAUUCUGACCCCUAUGGCACUUUGCAUAUUAAUAUUAAACAAGAAGUAGAAGAAACUGUUGAAUUGCAAAAAUCACCUAUGUAUUACAGAAGCAGCCCAGAAUUACAAACGUUUUCAGAAUUCCAGGCAGAAAGAAUUUUAAGUAAGGGAGAAAAGACUGACUGUGAACGUUUACCUUUUGAUGGUGCUGAAUGCCCAUCAGUGGAGGACGGUAAAGAAUAUCAGACAGUAGGUGCUGCUGCCGAGGCAGCGACUGCAGGUUGUAAUGUGGGAUGUGACGGUAACACUAUUCAGGCCUAUAUAAAACCAGUCCAGAAUCAACUUGAGGAUUCCUCUGAUGCAGUGAAAUGUGGACAGCUGCCUGAAGGUGCUAAAUUAAGUUCUAAGGGCUUUGAGUCUUCCCCAACUAACUGCAUAGAAAGCAAGACUUUACUGGACGAAGGUACUUCAAAGUGUCACAAUUCUGGAAGUACUGUUGCUACUUCUGAGGAAUCCUCCACCAUUCUUCCUGCUAAAAACCUUCAAAUUGACUUUGCAAAAUUUAGGACCUUGACAAAAAAAUUGUCAGCCAUUAUAGGAAAGGAUUUACAGAGUAAAAAGGAAAGUCAAGCUUCUUCUCUGAAGUCUAAGGAUGGAAAAACUGACGGUGUGUAUAGUGAAUGUAGUAUUCCCCAAAACGUUUGUGGAAAUGAAGUGGAGCAGUUUGCAGAAACAGUUACUGUCAAAUGUGAAAAAGUUGAUGCAUCGCUGGAAGCCAAAAGCUGUUCCAGGAGAUUAAGUGGUGAUGAGCAGGUGGUUUCUUCCAGUCCAUGUAAGGAAGUGAGUGAUCCGGAUGAACAUUGUGAAAGUGAGAGUGAUGAUAACAUUCCACUCCAGGUCAUUAGAAAAGACUUAAUUAAAAGGAAGUCCUUUAGUGUAAGACCAGAGGGUGAUCUUUCAUCAGACACUAAUGUUGACAAAGACUAUACUACUCUAAGGUCCUGUGAAAAAGGAGAUGACUCUCCCAAGUAUUCAAGCAAGGACCCAUCAUUGCAGCCUUUGGGUCACAUUAAAAGAGAAGCUGAGACUUGUAACAGAAGCACUUAUGAAUCUUUCUCAGAUGAUGAAGAACUCAGAAAUGAGCAAGUCAUAAUUAUUUCAGAUUCAGACUCUUCUAAAGAGGACACUGUAGCAAAAGACAUUGAUUCUUCUCGAGAUGACUCAGUUAAACAGUCCAGUUCUAAAAAAGUGGUCAGAAAAGACCAAAAGUAUAGAGCUGAGCGAGAUACUGAGGAACAGCCAGCUAGUGGAUUAAUUUCGUUAAGGAAGAGUCAGGAGGGUAAGGAAAAACUGAAGAGCGGGCUGUCUCCAGGCUUUGAGGAAAAUGAUUCUCAGUUUUUUGAAUUUGAAACUGAAAAUGAAGUUUAUUCAGUUUGGCAAGAUUCACAGUUGAACAGCAGCAAAGAUAACUGUGUGACUGAGAGUAGGGAAUGUCCUAUGCAGACUGACAAAAAUAUUGAGGAUUUAUACAACGACUGGGGUUAUGAUACAGAUUAUGUGCCUGAAGAAGUUAUUCAGCUAGCAGUAAAAAGAGCUGAAACAAACUUGCUUAAGAAGGGGCAUUCAUCUGUAAAGUCAGAAGCAAGCACAUCACUAAAGAAAUGUACAUCUGAACCGAAUUCUGAAGAGGUCUGUACUUCAUUUUACAGCAAGAAAACGGAGGCACAGUUUCAGUCUGUUCCCUGUACUGCAUCUACUGAUAAGCUGUUAGCAACUAAGGUACAGAGAGACUUUGAUACAGUACAACAGGCACCAGUCCAUUCUACAGUUGUUUCAGAAGAGAUGUCCGCUAAAAACGUGGCUUUAAACAAGAAAACUAACAUAAAUAAGGUGGAAGUAGAGAAAAACAUAUCCCAGAAAAGGACUGCCUCAAAAAAUGAAGGCAGUAGCAGUGAAUAUCCAAGUAAAAGGAAAGUUCGUACAAGUGUGCAAAAGAAAAAAUCCAGAGUCCAUCCUGAUGCAAGUGAAACUGAUAAUAGAAAACCGCUCUCUUCUGCCAAAAGAAUGAUACCUCAAGCAUGUAAACUUCCUGCAGUAGUUCCACCAAAAAGAGAACGUCGUGGUUUUGAACCAGCAUCCACAGCUGAAAAACUAGGCUUUAAAAAGAAAGCUCGGAAAGCAUUUGAUCUCUCCCAGCGCUCAUUAAACAGCUUGUCUGAAUUGCGAAAUCACGGCAGAGCUGCUGGCAUGAUUGAAAAUAAAACUAGAAGAAAAACAAAAUUAAUUUCUCCUCAGAAAUUGACAGUGAAGGGAAAGAAAAAAGUGAUGGCAUCUCAGGAAAUCCAGUUCUUUAAACAGACAAGACCUAAAAAAGCGAAUUUACAGAAGGGCAGCAUACACAGCACUUUGUCAAGCAGUGUGAAAAAGCAAGCUCCGCGGGCGAUAGUGUGUGAAAGAAACAGAUGUGUAGGAGAGAAUAAUAAUCAGGUUCAGCCUCCUUUGAUCAAGCCAUUGAUAUUUGACACAUCAGGAAAUGACAAAGAUAAUCAGGCCGUGAGUUCUUGCAGUCCUAAACAAAGAAAUGGUUUGUUCAUAGAAGAACUUGAUCCUCUGUGUUAUAAUACGGAACUUAAAAAUGUUGAUCAAGCAGCUCCAUUCACAAGGAUUGAUGAUCAAACACCAAAGCCCGAUCCAACUUCUGCUGAUACUGAAAUUAAAAGUGAAACCAUCACUUCCCCUGCUGGUACCUCUGAAACUGAAAGUGGUGCUCAGGUAAAUGAAAUAGAGAUGAAUGGUGUUUCAAUUUCAGUUGCUGACCCUGGUCCCGAUGAUUGUAGUGGUGAUGAUAAUAACGACAGAGAUGAUGCCGAUGCUCUGUUUUUAACACAGUAUGAUCCAGUGGAUAUGGAUAUAAGUACUCAGGAAGAAGGCGAUUAUCUUGGAACAUGUACUGUAAGUGAUCCUGUGGACAUGGUUAUUGAUACAAAGGUUGAUGUAGUCGAGAGUACAAAGCAGCUUGCAUCUGAUUUCCCAACUCCUGAAUGUAAACAAAUGGAAACUGCGACUGCUCCAGGAACGUCCUCUUCCCCAUCCGCUGUCAGUGCUGUAAUUGAUGAUGACUUAUUCCGGAAACCAGGUCUUCCUGUAGCUCUUCCAAAGCUUAAAAAAGUUUCUAGUACAAAAAUAUAUUCUUCCAGCAGCACAUCUAGGAAUGCUCAAUUGUGUAAAGAAUUAGAAAGUGUUGGCAGUAAGCUGCCUUCUCCCUUGAAAACUAAGUCAAACAUGCAGCCACUUGUAAAAAGAGAUGUUCAGAGGGCUACACUGAGUUCAGUGUCUGCCCCGCAAGAUUCAUCUACCAUCCUUCAGGCUCUAAACAAAUAUGUGAAUAACAGACAAAAGCCAAAUUUUUCUCCCGGAGCUUUACCUUCAUCUGAGUGCAUUAGAACAAAAGAUAAUCGUCGUCCCUUCUGGGACUCUAUGGUGCAACAGUAUGACCAGUCCUACUUUGUUCGUGAAAUCCUUAAAUGGAAAUAUGAUAUGUUUGCUAAUUUGAGUAAGUUUGGUGCACCAGAUACUUUGUGCCAGUUCACUGUGACUCAGAUUCCUGAUAACUUUUCUAAAUAUGAUGAGUAUUUUAGAGUCUUCUUCCCUCUGUUGAUGCUGAACACAUUUGAAGAAGCAGGUCAGGAGUGGAUGAAUAACCAGAGAACCAAGAAAAACACUUUAUACUGCCUGUCUCAGACAGGAUUUUGGUCUGAAAGUAACAUGAAUCGUGUUGAUUGUCAGGUUUUUAUUCAGGCAAGAGACCUUGCCAAGCAAAUGCACCCUAAAGAAGACGAUCUGGUACUUAUUUGGCCGCAAAAGCAUGAAAGUUCUACGGACAAAGAUAACUUGGAGAUGGAAAGCAGUUUGGAUUCUCUCUGUAUUAUUGGCCGCAUAUCACGCUUUACCAGGUCUACAGUAAAUGAUAACCGGCGUGAAGACUUGCUCACCUUUCUGGUUUCCAUCCAGACGCUUGGGAAUUUUUCUGCUUACCGAGGCCAACAGAUAAUGUGUGAAGUGAUCAGUUCACUAGUGACCGCCCAGCGAAAGUUCCGAGCCCUACUGCAGCUGAACAGGAGCCCACUGACAAGGGCUAUAUUAAAGCCUUGCAUUAGUGCUUUUACUCCAAGGGAACAAGCUGACGGUAGCAACUGGAAUAGCACAAACGGCUACAACAGAGACCAAGAAAAGGCCAUUAACGUUGCAGUGGCUAUGGUGAGACAGCAUACAGCAGUUCCUAAAAUCUGCCUGAUACAUGGUCCUCCUGGGACUGGCAAAUCAAAAACAAUUGUAGGCCUCCUGUUUCGCAUUUUAAUUGAGGAUCAAGAAAAUGUGGUUCCUGUUCAGAACUUGAAUGCAAAAGCUAAGCGGAACAGAGUUCUUGUGUGCGCACCAUCUAAUGCAGCAGUGGACUGUCUUAUGAAGAAGAUUAUUAUUGAGUUUAAAGAAAAGCAGAAAGACAAAAAGAAUGCAUUAGGAAAUUGUGGUGAUAUAAACCUGCUACGACUUGGGUCAGAAAAAACUAUUUCCACUGAUGUCCUGAAAUUUAGUCUGGAUUAUCAAGUACAGAACAAAAUUCGUAGGACACAAGUCUACGGUGACCAGGAUAUUCAGAAGAAAUCAGAUAUGCUAGAUCGUAAAUUGGAUGAACUUUCACGAGAGCGUGCUAUGUUUAGAAGUGACAAGGAAAAGUGUCAGAAACUUGAUGAAGAAAUUCGUAGAUGUUCAGAUGAGAGAAGAAACCUGGGAAGAAUGCUUAAAGCGGAUCGAGGACGUAUUCUGGAGAUGCAGGGGAAAAUUAUAUUGGAGUCUCAUGUUAUCUGCUGUACACUCUGCACAAGUGGGAGCAUUUUGCUCGAGACAGCUUUCCGAAGACUAGGCCAGUGUCCUUUCAGCUGUGUUAUAGUGGAUGAGGCAGGGCAAGCAUGUGAGACUGAAACAUUGAUCCCUCUUAUUCACCGUUGUCCUAAACUCGUCUUGGUCGGAGAUCCUGAGCAGCUGCCUCCCACUGUGAUCUCUCUGAAAGCACAAGAACACCGGUAUGGGCAGCCCAUGAUGGCUCGUUUGUACCACUGCCUGCAGCAGGAAGCAAAGAGAAUGGAUAGCAGGUUACCCGUUUUAUAUCUCUCAACCCAGUACAGGAUGCAUCCAGAUAUAUGCCACUUUCCAUCUAAGUUUAUCUACAAUAAAAAUUUGAAGACGGACAGUGAUACAGAGGCUAAAAGAUGCUCUUCAAACUGGCGUUUCCAGCCAUACCUUCUUUUUGAUGUCAUAGACGGCCAUGAGAAUCGAGAACAAGAAGCAUCCUGUUCUCAUAUCCCAGGCUUCUGGGGGUCUUAUACCAACCUAAAGGAAAUUAAAUUAAUUGUUUUCUUAGUAAAGCUAAUGACCUCUAAGAAGGAGGUCCCCUUUCGCAAUAUUGGGAUUAUAACCCCUUACAGUGCUCAGAAGAAGCUGAUACUUUAUCAUCUGCAGCAAGAGUUCAAAGAUGUUGGUUCUCAAUCAGUCAAGGCACUGGAGGUUGAUACAGUUGAUGGGUUUCAGGGAUGCGAAAAGGACUGCAUAAUAGUCACUUGUGUCCGAGCAAAUGCUCUCCAAGGAUCCAUAGGGUUUUUAGCCAGUCGACAGCGUCUGAAUGUCACCAUCACAAGAGCUCGGUUCAGCCUCUUCAUUCUUGGAAGCUUGAAAACACUUAUGGACAAUAAAGAUUGGAAUGCAUUAAUUCAAGAUGCCCAGAAGAGAGGUGCCAUAAUUAGAACAUUUGAAAAGAAUUAUGAAAAGGACGUGAACAAGAUAUUUAAACGCAAACCAACAAUGCAGCGCUCUCUGUCACAUCCUUCUAAUAUCCAUUCAGUUGAGAAAUCAGCACAGCAGCGGACUAAAUCUACUGAUGGAGGUGUGCCUGGGUUGUCUGUUUCUGUCUCCAGUGUUUCAAGGCACAGUCCUUUACCUAACGCUGUGCCUCAGGUUCCAUUUAGGCCUCAGGACAGUGUGAGACAUCAGAAACCAGUGACUAAUACUGCGGCUGCAAAUGUUAAAGCUUGCUCUAUUCCAGUUUCAGUAAAACCCCCUGUUCCCAUUGUAACCCAACCUUCUACAAAAGAAAGGCCCAAGGAUCCCCGACUUGCACGAAGAGCAGGUAAUGAACAUACUUCAAACCAGUUGGUAUCUAAAUCUGUUAGCAGUGGAACAGCCUCACAUUUAGACCAUAGCAAGAAUUCCAGCAGUACUCUACUUUCUGGUUCUGUUUCAUAUGGCCCAGCUUCCUCAAGACUUGAGCACAGUCACAGCUCAGGAACAUUUAAUGCAAGUACUUCUCCCUCGUCAUCCUACUUUUCUUCCCUCUCCUAUGAGGCUAGUGAGGAUCGGGAUUACAGGCCUCUUUAUAGACAAGGAAAAAACUGGUCUCCUAAGAAUGAAACUGGAAAUUGGAGCAAAGAUCAAGACCAUAGGUUUACAAGCAAAAGGCCUGUUGGUGACAUGUAUGACAGGCAAGAUCGAACUUGCCAGCAGCCGAAGAGACGGAAGGAAUAGCAGCAGGAAUGUUAUUACUCCCUCAGCUGACUGUGCCCAACCUCAGGAAGUGUUGGGGAAGACCAAAGCCUUUGGGGUGGCACCAUAGGUACUUUGGAGAAGUGUUCUCUACAGUGUCUGCAUUUACAGCAUUAGACUGUUUAACUGUUGAUGCAGUAUUUAGAGCAAUAUAUGAUGUUAUAUCAUUUAUGUUGUGACCUCAGUAAAUGCCAUGUGCAAUCCAUUACAACCCCAUACACCGUUAUAACACUUUUCUUAGUGUUUGUAGCAACGCCUUCAUUGCCUUCUGCAUGUGUACUAAACAGUAAAUUUAAACUUUUAUCAGACUUGUUCUCAUUUACUGCUUGCAACAAGGACAGAAAGUGCCUUACCAGCAUGGAGGUACUACAGAUAAACUCUAUUUGGAAGUUAGUUCUUGGUACUAAAGUGGUAGUGGCAGUUCAGGGAGUUGCAGGAGCCGUCAGUGUCAAAUACUGAAAGUGAUAGAUCCAGCUUAAGACAAACUCUGUUCUGCCACACAGGGGUUUUGGAAAAUCUUGCCAGUGUGUAAAAUACACUUGGUCAGCUCUUGUGUUCUCCUGCUGUACUCUGCUACUUACCUGUUAGCCAGAGUCCAUUUAUUAUUUGGAAAAAUCUGUGUUAUCAUGUUGUAACAGUUGCAUAAAAGUUAACUCCAGAUUCUGCUUACUCUUUAUACUCCUUUGCAAGAGGUCAGUUUUAUUUCCUUGAAUUAUCAAGGCAGAAGCUUGUACAGAAAUAUUAUGAACCCUUUUUAGAGUUAAGUUGCCUUCUAAUUAUUGUAUGCUAAUAAAUUUGAAACCAUUUAACAUACUGUAUGCAAUGUUCAGCUGACAGUUUUAUUUGAAGAAGUUAUUGCCAAAUGACGUAUUUGAAGGAUAAUGAGAAAUGACUGUUCAACCCGAAAAGUACCGUAUCUUACUGGUUACACUAAAACAAGUUAGAUGAUAUUUUUAUUUGUAUGUCUCUGUGUAGAAAUUUUCAUUUUAAGUUAUAAGGAAAAAAGUGCUUUAAUAAGUAUUCCAUUUUUUGUUUGAGAUAAACCGGUUCUGCCCUUCCAUACCCCCCUCCUCCCCCCUCCCCAACUCUAGAUUCUACUCUGUGUUGCAAAGGAUGGCAUCUCAAAGAAUACUGGACCUUGCAGACAUUUGUUUUAAAUAUUAAAAAUGUUUAAAAAAUGUACCAGUUUUAGGAGUUCCAGUAGUACCAGACAGUUUUGAGUAGAAUCAGUUGUAGAAUUCUGUUUUGUUGCUGCUUGGCCAUUACCUUGAUGGUCCUUAACCCGAUUCAUAAUUUAGUACAUGAGAAAAGCAUACUGAUCACAGCUAAUUUUGCCCUGUGAUGAUCAAUUGGCCAUCAGGGCUCUAAACAGCAGAGCUGAAUUGGAAUUUAUUGAGGAGUUCUGCUUGGAACUGAUUUGUGGGUUGGUCCUCCCCCAGGACUAGUAGGGGCUUGUGUAUUUUUUCCCAUUCACACACACCCACACACUUAGAAAGGAAAAUGUCUGUAGGGCUUAGUAUUCCUUUAGCAUUGCUUAUCCAAGGCACUCAAUUUUUUUUUAUUGUUAUUAUUUUUACUUUUCAUUCUGAGUUGCAGAAAAUCUGUGUGCACCCGCAUGUGCUAUGUGUCUAUAAAUGUCUUUAUGUGUACGUGUAUUUUAUACACAUAUGCACAGAUGUAUACUGUGUCUGUCUCUCUCCCUCUCUCUCUAUUUAUGUAUAUAUAUUUGUGUGUGUGUAUCCCUCUCUGUAUACACGUGUACAUAUACCUAAACCCACAUGCACACAUUUGUGUGCUGAUCUUCACUCUGCAAAUGUCCAGAACACAGUUGUGUAAUCUGCACUGGUGUGUAGCAGAAGAUCAAAUUGUAUACUGCAUUUUAUUUUGUAUUCAGUUUUAGGUGUCACAUAUGUCAUUCAACACAAUACUGCUGCUGGUAAUGAUAGUAUAAAAGAGUUGGAAUGUUUCCGAUCUGUGUGACUGUGUAAAAGUUCUGGUUCUUACAAACAGAUCACCAGUCAUUGUCAUGUGUUGAAACUGAAUGACAAUAAUAUGUCUAGAAGCUGCAAUCCACAACUGAGUAUUUAACCAUGGGCGGUAUACAUUUUUGAUUUUUUAGACUCGUCCAUUUCAAGUAAUCAUUUUGUCUAUAUGCAUGCACAUUGUGAGGCUAUAAUAUGUUUAUUAACAGUUUCAUAAUGCUGUCCUGCACAAAUUUUGUAAUAAAGCACAAGCAGGUCUUGAAACAAUUCUGUGGAACAGAGAAGCAAGAUCAAAGCAGCCUAGAAUAACUUGUGAGGUUUAUUUGGGAAAGGUAGCAGAUCAGAAUUAUAGCACAGAUUUUUUUUUUAUGGGGCAGGAUAAAGAACAACAGGUAAAUAUCUUUUUGUGGUUGCUAGGCAUUUGUAAUGACAAUAUUGCAUUUGCAAUACAGAUAAAUUGAAAAAACAGUGUUGAUGCAGCUGACGUUUGUUGGCACAAAUCAUCUGAGACUUGAUUAGCUAUAAAAUGGUGUAUGGUUACUCCAUACAGUUUUUCUACAUAACGUUGCUUUGAGUUUUUAACUGCCUCAUCAUUCUAUUCCAGUCAGUCCAACAUUGCAUUAUUUCCACUUUGUAUUUUCAACCUUAAGGCAGUUCUUAAGGAAUUCUAUUUUCUGUGCAAGAAAUUCAGUCACAUGCACAUUUAAUUUGUCUCUCAGCAGAAACUUACAAAUAGUAUGUAUGUUCGUUUUAUUUUAUGGUUAUGUAUUUACCCUUAUUGUACAUAUGUUCAUAUUUUUGUACAGUAUAUCUUUAAAGAGAUCAUUGAAAUCA